This is a messenger RNA of Callorhinus ursinus (northern fur seal), 519 nucleotides long. RefSeq names its product thymic stromal lymphopoietin (gene TSLP). The record is from RefSeq and is a predicted model, not a curated record. NCBI's taxonomy places the organism in Eukaryota, Metazoa, Chordata, Mammalia, Carnivora, Otariidae. Gene Ontology annotation, molecular function: interleukin-7 receptor binding; cytokine activity. Gene Ontology annotation, biological process: positive regulation of cytokine-mediated signaling pathway; positive regulation of interleukin-10 production; positive regulation of tyrosine phosphorylation of STAT protein. Gene Ontology annotation, cellular component: extracellular region.
AUGGAUGGAAAGAGUUUAGUGAGAACCUGGGGUGGAAUUGGGCUUCCAAGUACAUUGCCUGAUGCCUUAUUAUUUGUUCUGUCAGUUUUUUUCAGGAAGAUCUUCAUCUUGCAACUGGUAGGGCUGGUGCUAACCUACAAUUUCACUGACUGUGACUUUGAGAAGAUUAGAAAGAAGUAUCAGGAAGUCAUUUAUCAAGCCCUGGAGAAAUAUAUGAAUGGGAUCAAAAGCACCGAAUUCAACAACCCCAUCUACUGUGAAGACCCGCCAGAUUGCCUCACUAAAAUCGAACGCAUUACCUUCUAUCCCACCCACGGCUGCACGUCUCUCGCCAAGGAAAUCUUCGCAGUAGGAACUAAUGCUGCGCUCACUCUCCAGUGCCCAGGCUACUCCGGAAUGCAGAUAAAUAAUACCCAGGCAAAGAAGAAAAGAAAGAAAAGAGAAGUUACAACAAAUAAAUGCCGGAAACAAGUUGCAUACUUAAUAGAACUGUGGCGUCGUUUCAGUCGCAUUUCAUAG